Messenger RNA from Abrus precatorius (Indian licorice), 1200 nucleotides. RefSeq names its product transcription termination factor MTERF4, chloroplastic-like. Gene Ontology annotation, cellular component: chloroplast. Gene Ontology annotation, biological process: chloroplast organization; regulation of DNA-templated transcription. The transcript has a single exon. Gene Ontology annotation, molecular function: double-stranded DNA binding. The record is from RefSeq and is a predicted model, not a curated record. Lineage: Eukaryota; Viridiplantae; Streptophyta; Magnoliopsida; Fabales; Fabaceae. Bases 1 to 1200 code for a protein of 399 amino acids.
AUGCCUAAUGUUCUCAUUACAAGAUUAAUUGCAAAUGCAUCAUCAUUCACACACUUCAACAACAAGGGUACCCUAAUCCAAUUUGCUUCUCUGCUGCAACAAAAACACUACUGUGCUUCACUUUUUCUCUUCAACUCAUGCAUUUCUCAUACAAGCAACCCCAAAGAUGACACCUUUACAGUGUCUUACCUCAUCAACUCAUGUGGGGUGUCUCCAACAUUGGCUAUCAAACACUCCCAAAAGAUGAAUUUUGAAAACCCAGAUGGCCCAAAUGCUGUCCUUCAUCUUCUCAAGAACUAUGGCUUCUCCAAAACCCAUGUUGCAAAAUUUGUGGCUAAAUAUCCAAGGGUGCUUACUGCAAAAGUAGAGAAUAACCUUUUGCCUAAACUCAAGUUCUUUAGUUCCAUUGGGGUUUCCAACAUUGACAUGCCUGAGAUGUUAAUUGCUAACCCCUUUAUCUUUGGAAGGAGCUUGAAAAAGUGUCUCAUCCCACGUUACGAGAUCCUAAAGAGUGUAGUUUGUGAUGAUAAGGAGGUUGUUAGAACUUUGAAAAAAUCAGCAUAUGCUUUUACAUAUUGUAACGUAAGGAAUAUUUUGGUUCCAAACAUUGAGAUUUUGAGGCAAUGUGGUGUGCCUCAAGCUUCAAUCUCUCUAUUGAUGGCACAUUAUCCGCGUGUAGUGUAUUGUAAGCAUUCCAGAUUUGUUGAAGCUGUCAAGAAAGUUGAGCAAAUUGGGUUUGAUGCUUUGAAAACAACUUUUGUAUUUGCCCUUCAAGUGCUUUUAACAAUGAGUAAAGAGGUUUGGGAAUCAAGAAUUGAGGUUUAUGAGAAGUGGGGUUGGAGCCAUGAUAUGGCAAUUCAAGCAUUUAGGACAUUUCCCAAUUUUAUGAAGUUGUCUGAGGAGAUGGUUACAAAGAAAAUGAGUUUCCUGGUGAAGGAUAUGGGUUUGCCAUCAGAAGUUAUUGCUAAACGGCCUCAGAUUCUAGCCUACAACUUGGAGAAGAGGAUUAUCCCUAGAUUCUCAGUAAUUAAAAUCUUGCAAUCAAAAGGUCUGUUUGAGAAUAAUUUGUCCAUAGGUUCCCUAAUGUCCCUAACAGAGGAAAAAUUUUUGAAGAAAUUUGUCAUCAAUUUUCAGCAAGAUUUUCCUCACUUACCAGAUGUCUACCAAGAUAAUUUGAUUAAUCGUCAGAAUGUUCUUUGA